UGUGAUUGGAACUGGAAACUGUAAUUUAAGUUUUGAGACUAUUGCUUUAUAUUUUUUAGCCCUGACAAAUGAUAUUAUUUUCUUACAGUUCAGAAAAUGAAAAUGGAACAGAAGAAAAGAAGAAAUCUGGAAAGCCAGGCUUUGGGGUGCCACAAAUAUCAUUUAAUGAGGCCGACUAUUUUGAAGACCAGAAAAAAGUUGCAAUUGCACGGUCAAAGACAAUUGUGGAUAAUAGUUUCUUGACGUUAGAUGGCAAGAACGACUCAAAAGCUGAAAGGAAGAAGCAUACCUCAAACCAGUUUAAGGCAAAUGCUCAUUUUCACAAGCUGUUUCUGGAUGUCCCAAUUGAUGAACCUUUGAGACAAAAUUUUACCUGUGCCUUACAAAAAGAAAUUGUAUACCAAGGGAAGCUAUAUGUAUCGGAGAACUGGAUUUGCUUCAAUUCCAAAGUCUUUGGCAAAGGUACCAAGAUUAGUAUACCUGUGUUAUCUGUAACACUAAUAAAGAAGACUAAAACUGCCCUUUUAGUGCCAAAUGCUCUCAUUAUAACUACAGUCUCAGAUAGGCACGUGUUCGUCUCUUUUCUGUCCAGAGACACUGUUUACAAAUUGUUAAAAUCUAUUUGCAGUCAUCUAGAGGAUGGCAACAGUCCUAAUCCUUCUUCCCUAGAAAAUAGUUUCAGAGCUGAUCGGCCUACAACAUUACCCCUGGAUUUCAAUCACGAUUUCUCUGAAUUGGAUGGCAUCAUACAGAGACGUAGACAGGAGAUGGAAGAAUCCAGCAGCACUGGUUCUCAAACCCCAGAAUUGGAACACUUACAAGAUCACCAUGAGUCUGAUAACCAGUCUCAUUUCAAAAGUUCCAAGACAGAAAUGAAAGAUGUCCAUAAAAAUGUACAGUCUAAAUGUAGACGUGAUGAUCAAAUCAGGAAUCUUUCAGGAAACAUUUCUUCAGGAAUCCUCGGAUCUUUUGACAGAAUGAAUUUUCAAUUAUUUGUGUCGGUGACUCACGUACUCAUUGUUUAUGCAAUUCUUGUUUUUAUCCUCAUAUGUUCCACAUUCUAUUUGCGAUAUAAAGUUCAUCAUUUGGAAGAGCAACUUGUAUUCAUGGCUUCUACUGUGGAUCCACAUAUGAAUGAACAUCCAAUACAAGGUGGUUUGGGAUAUCACCAAAAAUAUAAUGUUGACGGUCUGUAUGCAGAGCUAACAGCUAAUCUUAUCAAACUGGAAAAGAUACAAAGCAAUUUACAGAAGCUACUUGAAGACAGUAAGUGAACUGCUGUUGCCUUUGGAUUACUUCAUUCGCACUUCAUUUUUUCUCUAGAUAAGCAGCUCUGAAGAUAAUAUCAGGCUUAGCCAAUCAAGUUAUGUGUACUUGAGUUCAGUACAAAUUCACAGCUCUUGUGCAAUAGCAUCUGUUUUCUCAGAAGACAAUCCAUUUCCUUGUCUACACUGGUAUAUGAUGAAUAACAGAGGAUCCAUCUGAGGCAUUAUUAUUGUGAUCCUGACUAAUUCUGCCGAC
Molecule: messenger RNA, 1521 nt
Organism: Protobothrops mucrosquamatus (brown spotted pit viper)
Lineage: Eukaryota; Metazoa; Chordata; Lepidosauria; Squamata; Viperidae
Gene: GRAMD2B
Product: GRAM domain containing 2B
Exons: 13
Coding region: 69-1274 (401 amino acids)
Source: RefSeq, a predicted model, not a curated record